Molecule: messenger RNA, 2564 nt
Organism: Episyrphus balteatus (marmalade hoverfly)
Lineage: Eukaryota; Metazoa; Arthropoda; Insecta; Diptera; Syrphidae
Gene: elav
Product: protein elav
Exons: 2
Coding region: 875-2173 (432 amino acids)
Cellular component (GO): ribonucleoprotein complex
Molecular function (GO): RNA binding
Source: RefSeq, a predicted model, not a curated record
CCUCUCAUUCGUGUGGAAAACUUCAUAGUGUAAUGUCGUCUGCGAGUUGAGUUCCAAACUAAAUGUUAAUUUGUUAAUCUUUUUAAUUCAUAAUUAUAAAAAUAGUAAAAUUAUUACAAUAACACAAAAAAAACAAGUGCAGUCUCCAAAUUAAUAAAAAUUAUUACAAAAAAGUUCUAAAUCUUCCUACAAAUUAAAAAAAAUUGAAAAAAAUAUCGCCCCAUCUCUAUUAUAUAUCUAAAGUGUGAAGAAGAAAAAAAAUCCGCUUAUUCAAUUUUUUUUCUAUAUAUAUGUGAGGCCAGCCUUUAGCUUUCAAAUAGAAAAGAGAAAAAAUUAGAGAGAAAAAACACCGAAAAGAUUAACAAAUCAAAAAAAAUAUACAUAUUUUUAAUUAUAAAUUGCAUUGUGCAACUUGGAUAUAAUAUUUUUUUCUACUUACAAAAAAGAAAAAAAAAUACUUAGAAAAAAUUGUGUAUCUCUAGCUUGUAUACUCGCUUGGGAGAGAAAAAAAAAAAAAAAAACGAGAAAAGGAAAAUCAAUAAAUUGAUCGGCAGCCAUCAUUUGUUUCGUCUCUGUCUGUCUUAUAUCCCUGUUUUAUCUACUCUGUCUCACUCUCUCGCGUCUCUCGUUUUUUUUUGUGUAUAGUUUUCCACAAAAAACACUACUACAAACAAAAUAAGCUAUUUAUUCUACUACUAUUUUAUUUAUACCAUUCAUCAUCCGUGUGUGUGAGUGUAUAAAAAGAGAGUGUGCUUGUGUGUGUAAAAAUAUAUACAACCACACUACCGUCGUCAAACCAAACAAAAUCCACACACAUACACAUAAGCAAUUCUAAUUCGACAAAAUAGUAUCUAUACCAACAACAGCCGCUUUCAUGAUGACAAACGCUCCUGGUGUCGAAGCGCAAGCUAUAAUACAAGGAGCUAAUCAGCAAGCUGCCGCUGCUGCUACCCAAGCUCAGCAACAAAUUCAGUUGCAACAGCAAAUCCAACAACAACAACAACAGCAAGUCCAACAAGCAAUAAUGCAAGUCCAACAACAACAAAAUCAGCAAGCUGUCGCUGCUGCUGCCGCUGCAGUCACGCAACAACUCCAACAACCCAAAUCGCCACUUAGUCAAAAUGGCAAAAUGGAAACAAAUGAAACUCGAACAAAUCUAAUUGUCAACUAUUUACCCCAAACAAUGACCGAAGAUGAAAUUCGAGCAUUAUUUUCGAGUAUUGGGGAAAUUGAAUCAGUCAAGCUGAUUCGUGAUAAAUCACAGGCAUUUAUCGAUCCGUUAAAUCCACAAAACUCCCCGAAAGGACAAAGUUUGGGUUAUGGUUUUGUGAAUUACUUGCGUGCGCAAGAUGCCGAACAGGCUGUGAAUGUUUUAAAUGGUUUGAGAUUACAAAAUAAAACUAUAAAAGUAUCAUUUGCUCGACCAAGUUCAGAUGCUAUUAAAGGGGCAAAUUUAUAUGUUUCAGGGUUGCCUAAAUCGAUGACACAACCUGAGUUAGAAGGUGUGUUCUCACCCUUUGGAACUAUAAUUACAUCGCGUAUAUUACAAAAUGCCGGUAGCGAUAAUCAGACAAAGGGUGUUGGUUUUAUACGAUUUGAUAAACGUGAAGAAGCUACCCGAGCUAUAAUUGCUUUGAAUGGUACUACCCCUAAAAAUUGCACAGAUCCAAUUGUUGUGAAAUUCUCAAAUACACCGGGAAGUACUAGUAAAAUCAUACAACCACAAAUUCCAGCGUUUUUGAAUCCACAAUUGGUGCGUCGAAUUGGGGGCGCUAUGCAUACACCGGUUAAUAAGGGUUUGGCUAGAUUCUCGCCGAUGGCUGGAGAUAUGUUGGAUGUAAUGAUUCCGAAUGGUUUGGGUGCUGCAGCAGCUGCUGCUGCUACAACACUUGCCACUGGUCCAGGUGGAGCAUAUCCCAUAUUUAUAUAUAAUUUGGCACCAGAAAGUGAAGAGAGUGCUUUGUGGCAACUAUUUGGACCAUUUGGUGCGGUGCAAAGUGUUAAGAUUGUUAAGGAUCCAACAACAAAUCAAUGCAAAGGUUAUGGAUUUGUAUCGAUGACGAAUUAUGAUGAAGCAGCUAUGGCAAUUAGAGCACUUAAUGGUUAUACUAUGGGUAAUCGAGUGCUGCAAGUGAGCUUUAAGACCAAUAAGGCAAAUAUGAAUGCUGUCUAAGCAACUAGGUAGAAGGGAUGAUACAAAAUAAAUAUAUAUAUAUAGUAGAUAUAUAUGUAUUCCCAGUCCUUCUCUCCCUUAAAAAAUAUCUCUCUACUAUCUCUCUCUCUCACAUACAACAAACAACAACACAGACACACAGGAUCCAACACAGGAAGUAUCUCUCAUUUGUAGUAUCUUCUCAUAUAUAUAUAAAAUUUAUAUAUAUAUAUAAUAUAUUAUUAUAUUAUUAAAAAAAUAUAGAAAUAAAUUAUUUUAUUUAGUUAAAAAAAAAAAAGAAAAAGAAAAUUUAAACAAAAAAAUAAUAAUGAUAAAUAAUUAAUAAUAAAUUAUUGCAAACACAUUGUGUUUUUUUGGAGAACUCGCAAAGUAUAUAAAAAAAAGCAGCUCU